Piliocolobus tephrosceles (Ugandan red Colobus) is the source of this 2827-nucleotide messenger RNA. RefSeq names its product ectonucleoside triphosphate diphosphohydrolase 6 (gene ENTPD6). The transcript is spliced from 15 exons. Gene Ontology annotation, molecular function: hydrolase activity. Bases 225 to 1706 code for a protein of 493 amino acids. NCBI's taxonomy places the organism in Eukaryota, Metazoa, Chordata, Mammalia, Primates, Cercopithecidae. Gene Ontology annotation, cellular component: Golgi apparatus. The record is from RefSeq and is a predicted model, not a curated record.
GGGUGCGCCCGCCCCGCCCAGCCUGUGACGCCACGUGCAUGUGGGCGGAGCCCUAGGGAAUCGUGGGGUCGUAUCCAGCUGGUGGAGGUUGGGGUGGCGCCGGCCGGGGCUGGGGAACCCGAAAGACCGGCUGCCGCCUGCUCCCCGGAAAAGGGCACUCGUCUCCGUGGGUGUGGCCGAGCGCGCGUUGCAGGCAGCUGCAGCACGGUCCUUGGCAGACAAGGAUGAGAAAAAUAUCCAACCACGGGAGCCUGCGGGUGGCGAAGGUGGCAUACCCCCUGGGGCUGUGUGUGGGCCUGUUCAUCUAUGUUGCCUACAUCAAGUGGCACCGGGCCACCGCCACCCAGGCCUUCUUCAGCAUCACCAGGGCAGCCCCGGGGACCCGGUGGGGUCAGCAGGCCCACAGUCCCCAGGGGACAGCUGCAGACGGGCACGAGGUCUUCUACGGGAUCAUGUUUGAUGCAGGAAGCACUGGCACCCGAGUACACGUCUUCCAGUUCGCCCGGCCCCCCAGAGAAACUCCCACCUUGACCCAUGAAACCUUCAAAGCACUGAAGCCAGGUCUUUCUGCCUAUGCUGAUGAUGUUGAAAAGAGCGCUCAGGGAAUCCAGGAACUACUGGAUGUUGCUAAACAGGACAUUCCAUUCGACUUCUGGAAGGCCACCCCUCUGGUCCUUAAGGCCACAGCUGGCUUACGCCUGUUACCUGGAGAGAAGGCCCAGAAGUUACUACAGAAGGUGAAAGAAGUGUUUAAAGCAUCGCCUUUCCUUGUAGGGGAUGACUGUGUUUCCAUCAUGAACGGAACAGAUGAAGGCGUUUCGGCGUGGAUCACUGUCAACUUCCUGACAGGCAGCUUGAAAACUCCAGGAGGGAGCAGCGUGGGCAUGCUGGACUUGGGUGGAGGAUCCACUCAGAUUGCCUUCCUGCCACGCGUAGAGGGCACCCUGCAGGCCUCCCCACCCGGCUACCUGACGGCACUGCGGAUGUUUAACAGGACCUACAAGCUCUAUUCCUACAGCUACCUCGGGCUCGGGCUGAUGUCGGCACGCCUGGCGAUCCUGGGCGGCGUGGAGGGGCAGCCUGGCACCUGGCCAGGCCGAGGCAUGCGAAUGGAGGGCUGUGCUGCAGAUCUUGUUGGUGGCAACCUGAUGGGGCAGGAACCCAGGGUGGUGUUGUACCCGUCCACGUUCCAAGCUAAGGAUGGAAAGGAGUUGGUCAGCCCUUGCUUGUCUCCCAGUUUCAAAGGAGAGUGGGAACACGCAGAAGUCACAUACAGGGUUUCGGGGCAGAAAGCAGUGGCAAGCCUGCACGAGCUGUGUGCUGCCAGAGUGUCAGAGGUCCUUCGAAACAGAGUGCACAGGACGGAGGAAGUGAAGCAUGUGGACUUCUAUGCUUUCUCCUACUAUUACGACCUUGCAGCUGGUGUGGGCCUCAUAGAUGCGGAGAAGGGAGGCAGCCUGGUGGUGGGGGACUUUGAGAUCGCAGCCAAGUACGUGUGUCGGACCCUGGAGACACAGCCACAGAGCAGCCCCUUUGCGUGCAUGGACCUCACCUACGUCAGCCUGCUACUCCAGGAGUUCGGCUUUCCCAGGAGCAAAGUGCUGAAGCUCACUCGGAAAAUUGACAAUGUUGAGACCAGCUGGGCUCUGGGGGCCAUUUUUCAUUACAUCGACUCCCUGAACAGACAGAAGAGUCCAGCCUCAUAGCGGCCGAACCACCCCUGUCCCCGUCAGCAGUGUCUGCAUAAAUCCUCCUGUCCUGGACGUGACUUCAUCCUGAGGAGCCACAGUACAGGCCGUGGUGGCACUUUCUGCACACUGACUCUGGGACUUGCAGAAGGCCUGGUGCUGCCCUGGCAUCAUUCUCUUCCAGUAACAUCUGGCCAGAGGGCUGUCUGGACCUGGGCCCUGCCCAAUGCCCCCUGCCUGCCUGGGCUCCAAGUGGGCAGGACCAGGACAGAACCACAGGCACACACUGAGGGGCAGCAUGGUUCCCUGCCUACCCCAUCCCUGCGCCCCGUCCGCGGGGCUGUGGCUGCUGCCGUGCGUGUCCCUGCGAUGGGAGUCUUGCCUCCCAACCUGUCAGUUUCCUCCCCAGGGCAGAUCUCCCCUUCCUGCGAGUCUGGGAGGUGGUGCAGGCUGUCCUGGCUGCUCUGGGGAAGCCGAGGGACAGCCAUCACACCCCUGAGACAGUGGGUCUGGGCGGCAACACUGGCAACUCUGGACUUGAGCAUGUUUGCCUCUUCCUUGGGUAUGAAUGUGUGAGUUCACCCAGAGGCCUGCUCUCCUCACACCCUGUGUGGUUUGGGGUUAAUGAUGGAGGGAGACACCUCCUCACGGAUGGCAAGUGUCCACUCUUCAGGGAAUCUCCCAGCAUGGGCGAUGCCAGGCGUGAGCUGCUGUAAACAAUUUGUGGCUGUGCUGCUUGAGUGACGUCUCUGUCGUGUGGGUGCCAAGUGCUUGUGUAGAAACUGUGUUCUGAGCCCCCUUUUCUGGACACCGACUGUGUCCUGUGAAUGUAUUGCUACUGUGAACCGUUGCCGCCUAGCCAGGGCCAUGUCUUAGAUGCACCUGUGCCGUGGGUCGACUGAGCCACAGUCCCAGAACCAAGCUCUCGGUGUCUCGGGCCACAAUCCAUCCACCUCAGGCUGACCCCACCUCCUCCAUGGACAGUGUGAGCCCCGAGCCAUGCGUCCUGCUCAGUGUGGCAUGGGUGCCCAGGGCCGAGCCCGCCCCGCUGCUUCAGUGAAUGUACAGUGCCCGGCACGAGCUGAACCUCAUGUGUUCCACUCCCAAUAAAAGGUUGACAGGGGCUUCCCCUCCUCUGG